CAUCACACAACACAUUCAAACGACCAGCACUAGAGGUGCACGUUGAGCAAGCGUCUAAUUUGCCGACAUCCCUUUCUGGUUCAGAUCCUAACAUCAGACACCGCAAGCACAACAUACGUACCCGGCCCCCGCCACCGAGCACCUCCACCGGCCAUGGCUAGCCCCAAGGUCCAAGAGGCGCUGGACCAGGCUGCGUCAGCAUCUGAUCAGACGGCGUUCUUCGAGUCGCUCCUUUCAAAUCUCAAGACCAUAUCAACACCGCAGUCAGUGGCGGCCGACUUCAGAGACAUUGCCGACGCCUUCCUCGCGAGCCCAAACUUUGGCAUCGUCGCCCAGCGCGCCAUCCUCGCCGCCUACAUCACCGCCCUCGGCAGCUUCGACAAUGCAGACCUCACAAUCGAGGUCGGCCAGCACGUGCUGAACCACCUCUCGUCACAGUCACACUCGUUUGUCGACCAGGGCGCCACGGUGCGGGAGCUCAUGGCGGACGCGCACGAGAGCAACGAGGACAACCUCGAGGCGGCGAAGCUGCUGGCCGAGAUCCCGCUCGACAGCUCGCAGCGCAAGGUGACCAACGAGGACCGCGUCAAGAUAUGGGUGCGCAUCGUGCGCAACUACCUCGAGAUUGACGACACGACCACGGCCGAGACGUACCUCAACAAGCUGCGCAACAUCAUCUACACCGUGUCCGACCCGGCGCUGAACCUGCACUUCAAGCUCAGCACCGCCCGCAUCCAGGACGCCAAGCGCGAGUUCCUCGCCAGCGCCCAGGCCUACCACGACAUCAGCCUGUCCCCGGCCAUCAGCGACGAGGAGCGCCUGCACACGCUCAGCAUGGCCGUCAAGUGCGCCAUCCUCGCCCCCGCGGGCCCCCUGCGCAGCCGCACGCUCGGCCGCCUGUACAAGGACGAGCGGAGCGUCAACCUCGACGAGUUUGGCAUGCUCGAGAAGAUGUUCUUCGACCGCCUCCUCGCCCCCGCAGAGGUCGACAAGUUCGCCCAGGGCCUGUCGCCGCACCAGCUCGCCACCACGAGCGACGGGUCCACCGUCCUCGCAAAGGCCGUCGUCGAGCACAACCUCCUCGGCGCGUCGCGGCUCUACAGCAGCAUCGGCUUCGAGGCGCUCGGCACGCUGCUCGGGCUCGAUGCGGACAAGGCCGAGGACACGACGGCGCGCAUGAUCGAGCAGGGCCGGCUGGUGGGCAGCAUAGACCAGAUCGAGCAGGUCAUCUACUUUGAAAACCGCGAGGCGAGUGGCGAGAAGGGCAGCGGCAGGGCAGAGGUCACGAUCGGCAAGGAGAUGCGGCGCUGGGAUGCCAAUGUGCAGAGCCUGGCUGAGGAGGUUGAGAAUAUCACCAACGCCCUGCAGCGCGAGUUUCCGGACUUUGUUGCUGCGAAUCUCGUCGUAUGAAAGCAGCAAUUAGACCAAGUCGUUAUUGCAUGAGCAUUUAGUUGGCAGGCGUUAAAGGGUAUGGAAAUGAUAGCAUGGUCGGUUCCUCUAUUUCAUGUGACCGGACACUCGCGGCAAAUAUAUCUAAAAGAAACAAAAGAGAAU
This is a messenger RNA of Microdochium trichocladiopsis, 1554 nucleotides long. RefSeq lists its product as uncharacterized. The transcript has 2 exons. Bases 154 to 1410 code for a protein of 418 amino acids. Lineage: Eukaryota; Fungi; Ascomycota; Sordariomycetes; Xylariales; Microdochiaceae. Gene Ontology annotation, cellular component: cytosol; COP9 signalosome. The record is from RefSeq and is a predicted model, not a curated record.